AGUUAAUGCUAAUGCUUUGGCUGUGCUAAUUGGCUGGAAAGUGUUUUUGAUCUGUUAUAAAGAUAAACACUUAAUAAAAUAAACAGGAUCUACUCAAAGGCUGGAUCAUAAAUAGGCAAGGUGGUAGUAUCGUGCCCUGUCCCUUUGUUUAUCAAGGUUACUUGUCAUUUUUGUCCACAAGCAAUUGAUAAUGGAGAAAUCGAAUUUCACUCUUAGUGAAGAUAUCAAUGGCCCUCUACUAGCAGCUGCACUUGCAAUUCAAAUGAUAGGAGCAUUGGUUGCUAAUGGUAUUGUCCUCAUUGCUACUCUCUCUCAAUAUAAAUCCUUAAAGCUACCAUCUACAAUGUUCUUUACUUCACUCAUUAUCAUACACCUUCUAAUGGCUCUCCUUUUUAUUCCUUUUUACAUGAUUUCAGUAGCAGCUGGAGAAUGGAUCUUUGGUAGAACAGUUGAAGAGAAAGAAGGUACCUGUAAAUAUGUUGCUUACAUAUUCUGGUACAUCAUACUAGUCAUAUACAUGACAUUAGCUGCCAUAUCUGUUGAUCGCUGGUUGUUCAUAGUCAAGUCUCAACUCUACAAGCAAUUCAUGAAGCCCAAGGUAGCCCUGACUAUCAUUGUUAGUAUAUGGAUACUGGCUGCAUUAAUAAAUAGCACACCUUUCUACGGGUUGGGAGAGUUCAGAUAUUCAGCUUAUGGCUGCUGUGUGCCUGUAUGGGAGGGACAAUUUGGCUACCUCUUAUUCAUUGCUUCGUUUAACUUUAUCGUGUUAUGCGUCAUAAUUGCAACGUCAGUUUGGACUUUUAUUUUCACACGCAAGUUUAUCCAGGAGCAAGCUGCUCUAGCAGAUAGUUGCGUCUAUGUAUCAAGGAACAGGAGACUAAUUGGAAUAUUUGGGGCAAUGCUUUCAGGAUAUGCCGUUUGCUUCGCUCCUGGUUUUAUUGUUGCUGUCCUUAGCCAAAUCUUUGAUCUGGAACUCUCAGCAUAUGCAACAGUUUUGUCACUGUUCAUUAAUGUUAUUAUAAUCAAUCCUAUGAUUCAGUCAUAUUUCAGGCCUGAGAUUAAGAAAGUACUGACUGCUUUCUACGCCAAAUGCAAGAGAUUCUGUAUUCGAUCCAGUGUCCAUAAUAACACUGAAGCUGGGAAGUCAUUCACAGUUACAAGUUACAAGUGAAAUCUUCUUAUAUUAUCUGUUUACCGAUAUUUUUUGUUCAUGACUGCUGUGUGCCUGUAUGGGCCUGUCUGUUUAUUUAUAAAAAUCUAAAAAAACAUAUUGUCACUACAAUACCAAUAAUUGUUGUUAUGUCUGGUCACAAAUUGGCCACACUUCUAAAUAUUAACAGUCCUUAUAGGAGUAAUUGUAUCAACGAGAGAAUUAUAUUUACAAACUUUAUAAUAAAAUUUGAUUUAGAGCCUUUUUUAAUAUCAGAUCUCAAGUACAAGAUAUUUACCAUGAAGAAAAGUAUAAGUGCAGAAUGUAAUGCUUCCAAUUUGGGUCAAAGAUUUGACUUAGAAAAAGUAACACUCAAAGCAGGAAGGAAACAGAUUAUGUGUCCAACAAAAUAUCCCAACCAAUCUUCUUUUUUUGGAUACGUAGAUG
This is a messenger RNA of Amphimedon queenslandica, 1597 nucleotides long. Its product is annotated as galanin receptor type 3-like. The transcript has a single exon. Bases 191 to 1171 code for a protein of 326 amino acids. Gene Ontology annotation, biological process: G protein-coupled receptor signaling pathway. Gene Ontology annotation, molecular function: G protein-coupled receptor activity. Gene Ontology annotation, cellular component: endosome; plasma membrane. Lineage: Eukaryota; Metazoa; Porifera; Demospongiae; Haplosclerida; Niphatidae. The record is from RefSeq and is a predicted model, not a curated record.